UUCUCUAAAAAUUAAAAAGGCUUUUCAUUAGCUGUCAAAAUGUCAUUUGGCCUCAGACAACUCUGAAAGUAAAAAAGCAGCUCUGGUAGCAUUUUGUUUUGGGAGAAGGCAAAAAAGAAAAACGAAUAACGAAAAAAACAAAAAAAUGGACCCAAUUACAAAUACCACUGAACAUCGGGGAAGCGGUGAUGCCGGGAAUAAGCCAAAGAAACUUACUCCAAUGGAGCGCGUCAAAUUGUAUCGCUUGAUGAGAACCCUGACAUUACAACACGCGCAAAAGAAAUGGGAACGCAAGCAAUUGAAUUAUCAAUUGUCAUGCCUGGAGGAGGAAGCAGAGGGCAAUGAGCCCAUUAUGCAAAGGCAGCGGAAACUGAAGAAUCAGCUAUAUUAUACCAUGGUGAAAAUGCACAGACUGAAAAAGGACUUUUUCCUUAUUAAGAAGAUAGUUAUUUGAUAUAUAUCUUGAUAUAUAAUCGUUGAGCUGCAUUGAUGUGGACUUUCUCAUUUAAAUUGAAAUAAAUGGAGUGAUAACAAAAAAUUA
Molecule: messenger RNA, 541 nt
Organism: Drosophila willistoni
Lineage: Eukaryota; Metazoa; Arthropoda; Insecta; Diptera; Drosophilidae
Exons: 2
Coding region: 146-454 (102 amino acids)
Source: RefSeq, a predicted model, not a curated record